AUUGGACGCUGCUCAGAUUAGCAAUGAAUCUGGGAAAUGUCGUUUUACGGUGAAGUCAACAAGCGCUGCUUCUGUUGGAGCAGUCUUUCAAGUGAGAUUCCGAGUUUGAUAGCUGCAUGACCUGGGACUUGGUUAACAUUUAUCGUUUCGUAAAUUCGACGAUUGUAGUUCAGCGACUUGAAACAACCUCAUGAAAGAUACGAAUAGGCCCACUUUAUGAUGCGCUGGUGAUAUCCGUCAAUCCUUUCUCUUCGACUGUCUUCCUGUUGCACCGCGGUGAACGCAGAUUUCCUAGUUUAUCGGAAUGGGGCAACAUGAACGACGUCGGUCAUAGACAACUAUACCUGGUUAUUGCUGCAGAAAGGCGAACCUUGGACAUUUGACAAGUAUGUAGCCUAUGAUCCACAAAGAUGAAACAUAGAGCUUCCCUCAGGUGGGCUGUCUGUCUGCAUUCGCCCCAAUGACGGACGAAGGGAGCCGCACAAAUACCGCACACCCCGCAGAGGGAUCGCCCCCUCGAGUGCUAAAAUGUUAAGAUCGGAAACAGGGUGUGUGUGUCCUGUCUGAGAGUGUCAGACUCACACCUCAGGGGGCCUGAUAGGAGCUCCAUGAAACCAAGGGAGAAUUUUGUCAUUCGAAAUCAGUGUUAAGAAAGUUUUUUUUCCCCCGCUGACCUUUUCGACUGCAGUUAAAAAGAAAACACAAAAAACAACUCCAACUCAACAGGGUUCUAUGAUGGAGUGGUCAUUGGAGAGGGUUAGGGAGAUGGUGGCUGGUGGAAUGCAGUCCAUGAGGGAGUGUGAGUCCAGUGCCUUUGGCACAGCUAUGUGUCUGCUGUUGCUCUUCGUAUGGUAUUGUUAUAGGGUGGGCCGUGAGCACAGCUCCAGCCCUCUGCGUGGGGGCUACAGCACAGAGCCCAGUCGGGUGGGAGGGGCCGCGGGGGGCUUACUGAGCCCAGAGGGCGGUGGCAGGGGAAAGGGGAGGCAGGUGUCCGGCGUGGAGGAGCAGAAUGGCUUCGCCUACUGCCAGUCCACAGAGUGUUUCCGUUGCUCGUACACUGGGGAGGGUCUGAACCAGAGGCUGUACCACAGCUUGCAGGAUUACGCCAAGCGCUACACCUGGUCCGGGAUGGGGAGGGUGCACAAAGGGGUGCGGGACCAGGGCCGCUACCUCACCAGCCGGCCCACCAUCCAGAGACCAGAAGUGUUUUUCCUCCCAGACCUGCCCUCUGCACCUUUCUUCUCCCGGGACGCACAGAAACACGAUGUAGAGCUGCUGGAGCGCAGCUUCCCCGCCCUGCUGGCUGAGUUUGAGAACAUCUACCAGCACCCCCCUGCCAGGGCGGGCUCUGCCCUCCCUCCGGGCUGGAAAACCAACACCACCCCUCAUGGACAGUGGUGGACCUUCUACCUGGUGAACCAGGGCACUCCACUGGCCCUCAACGCCCGGAGGUGCCCCCGCGCCUGGCGAGUGCUCGGUCAGCUGCGCACCUUCAUCGCUAACAACGUGUUUGGGAACGCCUGCUUCUCUGUGCUCACCCCCGGGGCUCUGAUCGCGGAGCAUUACGGCCCGACCAAUGUCAGAGUGCGCUGCCACCUAGGUCUCAAAGUGCCCCCUGCUUGUGAGCUGGUGGUUGGGGGCGAACCACAGUGCUGGUCUGAGGGCAGCUGUCUGCUGUUUGACGACUCGUUCCUGCACAGGGCCUUCCAUGAGGGUGAGGGAGUCCUGAGGAUGGUCCCAGAGUUGUCUUUAUGGUGGACCUGUGGCAUCCUAAUGUGGCUGCUGCUGAGAGACAGGCUUUGGACUACAUUUUCACUCCAGGACGCUGAGAAGAGAGGAGAAGAGGAGUGAGUGAGUGAGUGAGUGAAUGAGUGAGUGAGUGAAAAAAACAUCUGAGACAGAGAGUAAUUGUGUGAAAACAGCAGAGAGCAAGUUGUGUGAAUUGAACAGUGGGAAUGGGAAACAGCUUUAGUUUCUCUACCUGUACCCAAGCUCACUGUGUAUAUAUGCUCAGUUGUCUUCUAACCUUACUUCUCCCUGUAUCCUCUCUUAGCAGCUAACGACUUUGACUAACUAAUGUCAAAUGUUGCAUAAAUGUUUACAAACACAAUCCUUAAUGCGUGAUUAUCCCUGCCCAUGUGUGAUAAGUGUACUGUGUCCUCCUUUUAAAAUCAAUACAGCUUUCACAAAACAUGGUUGGAUAAGCACAUUUUAGGUCAAAUGAUUUGCUCAAGGCAUCCUGUGCAGUUGCUGCACUGGAGAAAUGUUUGUUACUCGUUAAAUUUACUAAUUGAGAAAUAGUUGUAAUAUGGUUGGAUUUGAUAUCAACUUUGUAUUUCUGUAAAUAGGGUUGAUGUACUAAGAACCACAAGGGUUUAAAAUGGCAUUUCAUUUAUCUUUAACUGCUUUUACAGUAUAGUACUUUUUUCUUUAUUCACCAGAAAGUGGGAAUUAGUUAAUAUUUCAAAUCAGUUGAUGUUCUAAUUGUUAAUUCACGUGGUGUUACUAUUGUUUAGUGACAUUUAACAUAAUUGAUCGUUAAAAUCAUACCAACAGUAUUGUGUAAUUAUUCCUUCAUAGAUUAUCAUUGUGCUGAUUUUAAACAAUAUAUUUAAUAAAUGGCCGAUUUUCGUUUUAAAUUCA
This is a messenger RNA of Osmerus eperlanus (European smelt), 2643 nucleotides long. RefSeq names its product aspartate beta-hydroxylase domain containing 2 (gene asphd2). Gene Ontology annotation, cellular component: membrane. The record is from RefSeq and is a predicted model, not a curated record. NCBI's taxonomy places the organism in Eukaryota, Metazoa, Chordata, Actinopteri, Osmeriformes, Osmeridae. The coding region runs from base 733 to 1851 and encodes 372 amino acids. The transcript is spliced from 4 exons.